AUGGAUCUCGACACAGUCACCGUGCGUGUCGGCGAAGCAGACACAGCAGUCAAUAUCACCGUCUACCGCAAUUUACUAUCCGAUGUCUCACCUUACUUUCGCGGCGCUUUCGAGGGUUCCUUCGUGGAAGCCACUGAUCGCUUCAUUUCCCUGACAGACGUCACCGAGCAAACGUUUCGUAUGUUUCUACAGUGGGUACACACCCAAGUUCAUCAGCACUCAAGUGGCGCUACCAUUCCUUCACCUGUGAUACUUCUUCCCGGAUCAACAGCAAAGAAUGCUGGCAACACUACCACGGGUCCUGUAGAGCUACAGCCCCCGCAUCGUACGCAAAGCGUUCCAGACGUCGGAUUUCUCCCAGAUGAUAUAUCAGCACUCGACGAGCUGGGCGGCCAUCAAAAGCGAUGGGAUGUGGAAGAGAUAGAAGGGCUAUACUUGAAGGAAUCGGAAUGGAUCAACGGACACCGCUUGUCGUUGCUUUCUUUCCUGCGUCUUUACGUCUUUGCCGACCAAUACAACGUCCCCCAGCUACGAGACGACGUUUUGACCGCCUUGACCGCACAGUCAAUUUCAUGGAGUUGGUGGCCUGAUAUUGAGCGAGAAAUGAUGGAGUCUGCGUACGCAAAACUGCCGCCAUCAUCUAAGUUCAUUCGCCUCUUGGUCCUGUCCACAGCUUACUGUUGGCUCUCGAAGCCUGGAACCUGCAGUGCUACUCGACUGCGUACCAUAAAGGAGAUGAACGAAGACUUUGCUUUUGAUGUCAUGGUUGUCCAAAACGAGAGGCUCAAGGAGACAGAGUCGUCGGAGGGUAUGCCGUUUUGGCUGGAGGACGCCAUGCCAAAUUCUUGCACCUUGCAUGAGCACCUAGCACGCGACGCAGCGAAUUGCCGGAAGCGAAUUCGUGACCAACCAUACAUCUUCAUCGGGCUCAUCGAGAUGUGCGCGCAAGACGACUUAAGCAUAGCGGAAGAGUGA
Molecule: messenger RNA, 975 nt
Organism: Alternaria incomplexa
Lineage: Eukaryota; Fungi; Ascomycota; Dothideomycetes; Pleosporales; Pleosporaceae
Exons: 1
Coding region: 1-975 (324 amino acids)
Molecular function (GO): protein binding
Source: RefSeq, a predicted model, not a curated record